Messenger RNA from Agrilus planipennis (emerald ash borer), 975 nucleotides. Its product is annotated as extracellular exo-alpha-(1->5)-L-arabinofuranosidase-like. Bases 1 to 975 code for a protein of 324 amino acids. Gene Ontology annotation, molecular function: hydrolase activity, hydrolyzing O-glycosyl compounds. NCBI's taxonomy places the organism in Eukaryota, Metazoa, Arthropoda, Insecta, Coleoptera, Buprestidae. The record is from RefSeq and is a predicted model, not a curated record. Gene Ontology annotation, biological process: carbohydrate metabolic process. The transcript has a single exon.
AUGUUCAUGCUGCUUGUGAUAGGAUUAUUGGUGGCGACGGUUGGUACUGAAGCGUUCACGAACCCGAUAGCACCAAAUGCGCCCGACCCAUGGAUGGUCUCCUAUGAAGGCUUCUAUUACUUGAUCGCUACCAGUUGGGACAAUUACUUUAGCAUACGAAAGGCUACCACCUUGGAAGGUCUGAAAAAUGCUUCGAACACGGUGGUGUACACAUUCGACGGUCAUACGGGAUGGGCACCAGAACUUCAUCAAGUAGACGGAAAGUGGUACCUUUACUACACGUCAUGCGCCCCAGGCACUGAAAACUACGCGUGUCACAGGAAUCAUGUGGCAGAAAGCGUUGGGGAUGACCCGAUGGGGCCCUAUUCACAUAAGGCGGAUUUAAUCGAUGACGGUGACCCGAUGGAAUUGGAUCCCAGUUUGAUCAAGAUCAAUGGUAAGUUCUAUUUGAUCGCGUCGUUCAUUGCCGACACCCAACAGUUGUACAUACGGGAACUGACUAAUCCUUACACGCUGGCACCUGGUGUAAAACACAUGAUAUCCGCCCCGACAUAUGACUGGGAGAUAGAAGGUGGCACUACUAACGAGGGGCCUGAACCUCUCUACCAUGACAACAGAACCUUCAUAGUCUACUCGGCCAGUUCAUGUGCCACACCUGAUUACAAGCUUGGUCUCUUGGAGUUUGUGGGCACAGAUCCACUCAACAUCACACACUGGAAGAAGUAUCCCAAUCCUGUGUUCCAAAAAGACGAAGGCCAUCAUGUGUACGGCCCCGGACACAACGGGUUCUUUAAGUCAGCGGAUGGAACAGAAGACUGGAUCGUUUAUCACGCUAACAGUAGUCCGGAUGGUGUUUGCUAUAUGGACAGAUCGUCACGGGCACAGAAAUUCACUUGGGGCGCCGACGGACUUCCCAUAUUUGGUGUUCCCGAAGCCGAAGGUGUGGAAUUGGAAGAACCAUCCAGCGAACAAUAA